UCCCUCCCUCCCUCCCUCCCUCCCUUAGCCCCUACCCUCCCGAUCCAUGCCGCCGCCGCGCGCCCCCGGUGGCGCCGCCUUCCUGGCCGCGCUCGCCGCGCUGGCGGUGGUCCUGGCCUCGCUGCCGCCGGGGUGCCGCGGGUUCGGGACGUUCGGGUUCGACGUCCACCACCGGUUCUCGGAUCCCGUGAAGGGAGUGCUCGGGGUCGAUCGGUUGCCCGAGAAGGGGAGCCUGGAGUACUACCAGGUCAUGGCCCUCCGCGACCGCGCCGUCCACGGCCGCCGGCUCGCCUCGGCGGCGUCGUCGUCCGGUAAUCAGACGGUCCUGACUUUCUCCAGCGGCAACGACACGGUUCUGUUGCCUUCGCUUGGAUAUUUGCACUAUGCCAAUGUUUCAGUCGGGACCCCGAGUUUAUCCUAUUUGGUGGCUCUAGACACUGGCAGUGAUUUGUUCUGGUUACCCUGUGAUUGCACACGUUGCGUACGAGGUGUACAGACAUCAUCUGGAAAGAAAAUAGAUUUCAACAUUUACAGCCCUAAUGCAUCAUCAACAAGUGCAGAAGUACCCUGCAACAGUACAACAUGCGGACAAAAGUCGCAAUGCUCUUCAGCUCUUAGCAGUUGUGACUAUCAGAUUAUUUAUCUUUCUAAUGGUACCUCAUCUAGUGGGAUUUUGGUGGAAGACGUAUUGCAUUUGACAACGGACGACGAUCAAUCGAAGGCUGUCGAUGCUAAAAUCACAUUUGGUUGUGGUCAGAUUCAAACUGGUUCUUUCUUAGAUGGUGCUGCGCCAAAUGGUCUCUUUGGGCUUGGCAUGAAUAACAUAUCUGUUCCUAGCAUUUUGGCUGAAGAUGGGUUUACUUCAAAUUCUUUUUCAAUGUGCUUUGGAGCUGAUGGUAUUGGAAGAAUUAGUUUUGGAGACAAAGGCAGCUCAGACCAAGGAGAGACACCAUUUAACCUUGCGGAAUCACACCCAACUUACAACAUUACCCUUACUCAAAUAAAUGUGGGAGGAACUGCUCAAGAUGUCGAAUUUAGUGCAAUUUUUGACUCUGGUACCUCCUUCACAUAUUUGAACGACCCGGCUUACACGUUCAUUGGGGAGACUGUAAGUUCUUCACUGCUCUGUUUCAGACUACCAUAUGGACAUACCUACCUCUCUUCAGCAUGUUUACAGAGUACUUGUUUUGUGCAGUUCAAUUCCAAGGCCCAAGAAAAGCGACAUUCUUCGGACUCCGAUAUCCCAUUUGAAUACUGUUAUGAUCUGAGCCCAAACCAGAGUAGCUUCGAAACCGCAACAUUGAAUUUGACCAUGAAGGGUGGAGAUCAGUUCUAUGUCACCAGUCCCAUAGAAAUAAUAUCUCAGGGCUCCUCCUACGUAUAUUGUCUUGCUUUAGUCAAAAGUGGAGAUGUAAAUAUAAUUGGACAGAACUUCAUGACGGGUUAUCACAUAGUUUUCGAUCGAGAGAGAAUGGUGCUUGGCUGGAAGUCAUCCAACUGUUAUGAUGCAACAGAUUCCAGCACGUUACCGAUCAGCCCAACAUUCCCUCCCGCCAUGGCCGUCAAUCCACAGGAUACUUCAGGCGGUGGGAAUAAUUCUGUAGGAGGCACUCCAUCCUCUAUGUCGAACCGUUCUCGACAUCUGAUUCCUUUUAUCUAUACACUCGUGAUGAUUCUUUUCCCAUUAUAGCCAUUGUUUGAUCAAUUUUCCCCAUCCCGGGUCCUUCUCAUCCUAUGUAUCAUGUAUAUCGAUAGUAGACAUUUGUUUAGGUAAUACGUCAUUAUUGAGAGAGAUACAUGCGCUCCCUAUUGGGUUUGUUGGCAUACUUAUGAGGGACAUCCCACUGUAAGUAUUUCUUGCUUGCUCAUUAUACGACAUCACAUUUUUAUGUUUGAA
Messenger RNA from Eucalyptus grandis, 1897 nucleotides. Its product is annotated as aspartyl protease family protein 1. The coding region runs from base 47 to 1690 and encodes 547 amino acids. The record is from RefSeq and is a predicted model, not a curated record. Lineage: Eukaryota; Viridiplantae; Streptophyta; Magnoliopsida; Myrtales; Myrtaceae. Gene Ontology annotation, molecular function: aspartic-type endopeptidase activity. The transcript is spliced from 9 exons. Gene Ontology annotation, biological process: proteolysis.